Messenger RNA from Trichogramma pretiosum, 1164 nucleotides. RefSeq lists its product as uncharacterized. The record is from RefSeq and is a predicted model, not a curated record. Lineage: Eukaryota; Metazoa; Arthropoda; Insecta; Hymenoptera; Trichogrammatidae. The transcript has a single exon. Bases 1 to 1164 code for a protein of 387 amino acids.
AUGACAAAUAAAAGGCCUGUAGCUAAAAAGUGUUGUGUUUAUAAUUGCAACAGCAAAUCGACUAGUGAGAAUAUUAAUUUGUAUCAUUUCCCAACUGAUAAUAAGUUAUUUCCCCAUAAAGUGGCUCAUAAAGUAGAAGAGGAUAUUCUAUUACCAGCAUUUAUUUGCAGUCGAAUGCCUUCCUACAAUAAUCAAAUAAAUAAGUGGGAUGCAGAGACUUAUACUGCAGCACCUAAUUCAUCGAUAAAAAAAUGUCAACUUAAUGAAUUACCAAUAAAAAGUGACAUUGGUGGAUUCAAGGGUUAUGAUUGCAUCAAGGAUAACAAUGAGAAGAUGCUCCAAGUAUGUGGCAUUAACUCAAAGACAUUUCAGUUAUUGUUGAAAGUCUUAUCAAGAGAUUAUUCCACUGAAAAAAAAAGUAUCAGCAUUGAAAAUAGAUUAGUAAUAUUUCUACUAAAGAUGAAAACUGGAUUGUCAUUUAGCGUAAUUGGUGUCUUCUUUGGCGUACACAGAACUACAAUAUCCAAAAUUUUCUAUGUCACAUUAAGUUAUCUAGCAGCAGCCUGUAAAGAAUUUGUUCCCUGGCCAUCUCAAGAAGAGGUACGAGGAACUACACCAGACUGUUUUAAGCCUAAUUAUAGUAACUUCAGAAUUAUCAUAGAUGCCACAGAAUUUAGGAUGGAAGAGCCACCUCGCACCGAUGAACAAAUACAAUCUUGGUCUUCGUAUAAAGGUGGAUACAGAAUUAAAGUUGUCGUAGGAUGUUCACCUGCUGGAUUAGUUACUUUUGUGAGUUGUGCAUAUGGUGGUCGAGCAAGUGAUGUGCAAAUAACUGCUGGUUCUGAAUUGUUAAAAUUGUUAGAAAGUGGAGAUACCAUAUUGGCUGAUAAGGGAUUUCCCAGUAUACAAUCCAAGCUAAUGGAAAAUGGAAAAAAUGUUUUAGUUGUCAUGCCCCCAUUCGUUGAAAACCACCAUCUUACAGGAGAACAACGAGAAGAGCAACGUCACAUUGCAAGAGUGAGGAUACACAUUGAACGAAUAAUGCAGAGACUAAGAAUUUACAAAAUAUUAGACAUGAUUUCAAUUAAGAUGCUUCCAUACAUUGAUGAAAUCAUCUUCAUGUGUUGUGUUUUAGUAAAUUUACAGCCAACUAUCAUAAAAUAA